GCCAAGGUGGGUGAGGUGUGUACAGAUGUAAGCACGUGCGACGAUGGAGAAUGCUGCCAGAUUAGAGUCAAUUCGGUUUGGCGUGCGAAAAAUGGAACUUGUCAAAAGAUUGUGAAGGCAGGGGAGACCUGCGACAACCAGGCACAGUGGCGUGGAGAGAUGUGUGCUUGUGAGAAGGGAUUCCUCUGUUACUCUAAGCCUCUUGGGAACGCGAAGACAGCUGUGUGUGAGAAGCCAAGACCCGUGCAAAGCACGCCCUUACCCGUACAAAGACAACCCUUCCCUGUACAAAGACCUUUCCCUGUACAAGGCCUUCCCCCGCAUCCCCCACCUCCUAUGUGGUUUUGGUUUUGAUUUAGGCAAGAGAGAUAAACGUCACAGAGCCAGGCUCA
This is a messenger RNA of Aplysia californica (California sea hare), 392 nucleotides long. RefSeq lists its product as uncharacterized. The record is from RefSeq and is a predicted model, not a curated record. Lineage: Eukaryota; Metazoa; Mollusca; Gastropoda; Aplysiida; Aplysiidae.